This is a messenger RNA of Plasmodium falciparum 3D7, 1728 nucleotides long. RefSeq names its product GTP-binding protein (gene CBWD1). The record is from RefSeq and is a predicted model, not a curated record. Lineage: Eukaryota; Apicomplexa; Aconoidasida; Haemosporida; Plasmodiidae.
AUGAUUGGGAUUACAAUAAUCACCGGUUUCUUAGGAGCAGGGAAAACUACACUGCUAAAAAAUUUAUUAAAUGAAAGUAUUGAGAAAGAUAAAAAAAUUGCAAUAAUUCAUAAUGAAUUUACGGAAAAGAACAACAAUAUUGACAAAAUAGUUUUUAAGGAUAUAAAUGAUAUAUAUAACAUUCCAAAAAUUAAAGAAGAUGAUAAAAAUAAUGUAAAUAAUAAUUUAAAAAAAGAUAUACAAAAAAAUAAAAAUGAAUUAAGAAUAAUAAACGAAAUAGAUAGUGAAGAAGGUUUCAUAUAUGAACUUAAUAAUGGCUGUUUAUGUUGUUCAAAUAAAAGUAAUUUUGUUAAAUUGAUAGAAAAUAUUUUAUCAUUAAAAACUAAGUAUGAUUAUAUAUUUGUAGAAGUUUCAGGCGUUUAUGAUAAUAUACAAAUUAACAAUUUAUUAUGGUUAGAUGAACUUAAUAAGUCAAAAAUAUAUUUAGAUAGUAUUAUACAUAUAGUAGAUUCAUAUCAUUUUAUUAAAUAUUAUAAUAAACAAGAAAUAAAACAAAAUACUAAGGACACAUUAUCUAAUGAAAUUAAUCAUGAACAUGAAAAAAAAAAAAAAAAUGAAGCCAACAACGUAUAUCAUAAUGAAAAGAAUAAUGAAUCCAACAACGUAUAUCAUAAUGAAAAAAAUAAUGAAUCCAACAACGUAUAUCAUAAUGAAAAACAAAAUGAAGCCAACAACUUUGGUCCUAAUGAACAAACUCCAGAAUAUGAACAAAUUAUGGUAUCAGAUGUUAUAAUAUUAAAUAAAAUUGAUAAAUUAAAUGAACACAAUAUAAAUGAACUAAAAAUUUUUAUUCAUAAACUAAAUCCUAUUGGCACUAUAUACACAACUAGCUAUUGUUAUGUACCUAUAGAAAAUAUAACAAACCUAAAAUGUUAUGAAAAAAAAAAUAUAAAAAAUAUUAUAAUUAAUAAUACCAAAGUAGAAAAUGUUGUUUCUUUUCAUUAUAAUGAUUUUCAUAAUAUGACUUUUCAUUUUGACCAUGACAUAUCUUCAUUAAUACAAUUAAGUGAUCUUUUAAAUAAAAUGAAAAAUAAAUUUAUAAAACAAAAGGAUACAAAUAUAUUAAAACAAAUUGUAACAAUACUGAAGAAUAAAAAUAUUUUUUCAUAUAAAAAAAUUAAUCAUAUUUUAGCUACCCUUUUAUGGAAUAGCAAAUUACAGAUAUAUCGUGGUAAAGGUGUUUUUGUUGCUUUUAAUGAUGAUAUUUAUAACAAUAAACAUAAAAUCAAAUUGAAUAUUUAUUAUUAUCAAAGUGUGGGAGAUUUAUACGAAAUUAAUCAUGUAAUGACUGAUAUACAUACAUUUUUUCAAACAUAUGUAACUAAAAAUAUAAAGGAAAACGAAAUAAUACACACCAACAACAAUAAUAAUAAUAAUAAUAAUAAUAAUAAUAUAAACAUUAUUUCUAAUAAUAUUAAUAAUGAAAAUACACAGACCGAAUUUAACAUUCAUAAUAUUAAUUAUGACCAUGAAGAGCACACAUGUGAUGAUCUUUUAGAAUUCGAAAAUUAUAUAUCUGAUGAUUCUUCGUGUAGUGAAAAUAAUGAAUAUAACAUAAACAAUAUUUUGAAUAAUAUGCAUAUUUUUACUUCCAGAUUUUUAUUUAUAGGGAAAAACAUAAACAUGGAAGAUAUAAAAAAUAAGCUUGAUGAUUGUUUGUACAAAUAA